Molecule: messenger RNA, 4278 nt
Organism: Pseudoliparis swirei
Lineage: Eukaryota; Metazoa; Chordata; Actinopteri; Perciformes; Liparidae
Product: equilibrative nucleoside transporter 1-like
Exons: 13
Coding region: 1288-2628 (446 amino acids)
Biological process (GO): nucleoside transmembrane transport; uridine transmembrane transport
Cellular component (GO): plasma membrane
Molecular function (GO): nucleoside transmembrane transporter activity
Source: RefSeq, a predicted model, not a curated record
UGAUUUGAUGCCAAAUGGUGCUGUUUUCUUUGGAGGAGGAAGUGUCUUGAGGAAAAGGGGUUCUGUUUGGAGAAGGUGUCACACAGCGAUCCGAGCACAUGUCUUCCAUCGGGUCCACGGGAUGAGAUGCGAGGACAGAGGGGAGCGAUGGUGUCGGCUGAGUUAAGGUGGAGUUGAGAGCAGAAUAAAAAAAGAGGAGUGAUGGGAGUUAAAAAGCCAGGGGAGCAACAGAUACAUAAUAGAGUGCAGAAGAGGAACAGCAGUUCAUUGAGGUGAGACAUUAAUCGGCAGUAUAGACAAUGAAGAGAGAAAUUGAGAACUUGUGUUUUUUUGGGGAUAUUUUUUAAAGUUUUGGAUUGUAAAAGAUAAAUACUGGAAAACAUUAUGAAACAACAUAAUAAAUAAUGAACCAAUUCAAAUGUCCUUUCUCGGCUGUUGCAUGGACUUUUUUCCUUCCCAAACCCUUUGAAACUUGCAUGAUUGAUCUCAGGAAUCUUGCACUAUUUUACUUGGAUGCUGGAAAUCGAGAAGUUGGCGUCUACAUGCCGAAGAGAGAACUUGGAAUGUAAAAGUAUGUCGGAGGGGUUUUGGAGAAAGGGAGUUGGAGGUAAAGACAGGGUUCGUACGGUCGUGGAAAACCUGGAAAAGUCAUGGCAUUUUAAAAUGGUUAUUUCCAGGCCUGGAAAAGUCAUAGAAAAAAGUUUACAUCAUGAAAGUUUUGGAAAAGUCAUGGAAAUUUGUUAAAAUUACAUGUUCAUUUACGCAGAGUUUAAAAUAACGAAUAUGCUUUUUAAAGAAAGACGCUCAAAAUAUAAGCCGGCGUAUGCUCUCAUACUGGCGGCGCAAUUAUUUUUUUUCCGCGUUGCAAGUGAACUAGAAAGUUCGCUGGCCAUAGGUCGGGAAGCGGUCGGCAUAUUCUACUUUGCCAGAGAAGUGUAGAUGUAACCAUGGACAGAGAUUCCAGUUUGGUCAUGGAAAUUUGGUUUAAAGUCAUGGAAAAGUCAAUGAAAAGUCAUGGAAAUCCAUUGGUCAAGAUGUGUAAGAACCCCGUAAAGAGAAGAGGGAGGGAUGAACACUGAGAUGCAAAGAGGUCGGUCCAGUGGGCGGCUGACGGCCUCCUAAACCUCUGCAUGGUAUAAAUGAAGCGUGCAGAGCUUGUUCAGCCGCUUGCUCGCGUGGUGCAUCUGCUCAGAGGAGAGGAGUCUGUCGUUCCUGAUCGAGCUGCUACCUGGUGCCUCCCUGAUCAAGCCUGACUGAGCACGUGCCUCUAACUCUCUGACAAGCAACAUGACGGCCAUCAACGCACCACGGGACAAAUAUAAUGCGGUAUGGAUCAUCUUCUUCAUCUUGGGCUUGGGAACCCUCUUACCCUGGAAUUUCUUCAUGACGGCGACAAUGUACUUCACAAGUAGGCUGAAGGACCCAUCCGCUGACCCCUCCCCCCACCCGAUGACCAAUGAGACCUCGGAGGGCGAAGAUACUCGCAGCGUGCUGGAGUCAAAGUUCAACAACGUGAUGACGCUGUGCGCCAUGGUGCCGCUGCUCAUCUUCACCUGCCUCAACUCCUUCCUCCACCAGAGGAUUCCUCAGAAGCUCCGUAUCAUCGGCAGUCUGGUGGCCAUCAUGGUGGUUUUCCUGUUGACGGCGGUGUUCGUCAAGGUGGACGUGUCUCCGCUGGCCUUCUUCACCAUCACCAUGAUCAAAAUUAUCUGCAUCAACUCGUUCGGGGCGAUUCUUCAGAGCAGUCUCUUCGGCCUGGCGGGAAUCCUGCCGGCCUCCUACACCACCCCCAUCAUGAGUGGACAGGGGCUGGCCGGCACCUUCGCCGCCUUCGCCAUGAUCUGCGCACUGACCACUGGAUCGGAACUGCAGGACAGCGCUUUCGGUUACUUCAUCACAGCCUGUGUGGUCGUCCUGCUGGCCAUCAUGUCCUACAUCAUGCUGCCCAGGAUGGAGUUUUUCCAGUACUACAUGGAGAGUAAUGGAUCACCACCCUCUACCGAUGAGGAGAACAAUAUGGACUUACUCAAAAAAGAAAGCGCAGCAGAGAAGCGACCGGUGGUGAGUCUGGUGGAGGACGAGGCCAAACCCACCGUGUCCGUGGUCCACAUCUUCAAACAGAUCUGGGUGAUGGCUCUGUCCGUGUGCUUCAUCUUCACCGUCACCAUCGGAACAUUCCCGGCCGUCACGGUGGAGGUCAAGUCGACGAUAGCGAACGGGGGCACCUGGGAUAAUUACUUCAUCCCCGUGUCAUGUUUCCUCCUCUUCAACUUGAUGGACUGGGCCGGCAGGAGUCUGACGGCCGCCUGCAUGUGGCCGGGUAAAGACAGCAUGUGGCUUCCUGUCAUGGUGGGCCUGCGGGUCGUCUUCAUCCCCCUCUUCAUGCUGUGCAACGUGAAGCCUCGUCACCACCUCCCCGUGCUGUUUGGCCACGACUCCUUGUACAUCAUCUUCAUGAUCCUCUUCGCCUUCUCCAACGGAUACCUGGCCAGUCUCUGCAUGUGCUUUGGACCCAAGAAGGUGCCACCGCACCAGGCGGAGACGGCGGGCGCCAUCAUGGCCUUCUUCUUGUCCCUCGGCUUGGCGCUGGGCGCCGGAGUCUCGUUUGCUCUCCGGGCCAUGAUCUAAAAUGUCCAGCCGACCCUUCAGUAGAUGUAGAUCAGACCUCGGCGCCGUCAAACACUCUAGUCUGCCGUCGGCAGGUGAAGACGGGCAGAGGACUAGAGGACCUCGGUCUUCCCCAGUGUCCAGUAGGGACUCGUCUCAUCCAGCCAUCAACUAUAGAAGAUGAAACUUGUUACUGAAUAUUUUAGUUUUCUUCCAAACUCGAUGCCAUCGAUCAAAACAGGUUUGUUUAUCCAGACUGCAGCCAGACAAGCAAACCCAAACCAAACGUGUAGAGACAUCAGAUGUGGACGACGGCAGAGAUUGCACCCAGAUAUCACAAAAUAUCACAAAUCAUAAGCCCAGCAGAGUUCAUGAGGACGGACCGUCGACGUCGUAUCCAAGAGCCUCGUUCAUAACAGAUUGUCGAGGCUCUUGGACUCGUCUCCAUAAACCUGGACAUCUAAACCCAUCGGUUUGUAAACUCAUCCUCGGCGUGACAAAACAUGUUUAUAAUGACUUUGCUCUGGACUGUUGCAGCUUGUUAACUCUGAUCAAGCCAAAUAAGUGCAUGAAGACAACAUGGUGAAAUGAGGACCUUUUGAAGGGAGGUCACGACCCCUCAAACUGCUAACGUGCCGUGUGUGUGUGAACCACUUUGUGUGUCAACCUGCUCAUAACGAAUCUAAAUUCUCAAAGAAUGUAACGACUCCCUGAAUCCUAAAGACGAGGUUUUAAUCUAUAAUCUGGGCCACGAGCUGCUGGAUAUGAACGGUCGUGGAGCGAGGAGUCCGCCUGUAGUGAAGUUGUACCAGCAUGGCUCUAUUUGGUUUGUCCAAAAGCAGAAGUCACAUUUUCUGUCUAGAUUUUCAGCCCACUUGAAGUUUUUACCAUUACCGUGUCUUCCUGAUCAAUUUUGCCCCAAUGUUUUAUUGAACUCAGCAAAAAGAAGAAUAUGCAGCCGUCGUCAUGGUGGUGAAAUGUGUCAUUCGUAAAUGACAUUUCUCAUUGAAACACAUUUUCAUGAAAGAUAAGUUUUGUAUCAGUAGAUUUUAGUAUGUUUUUUUCCAAACUUUACCACUUGGCUCUAGCCGAGAUAGUUUGCGUUGCUCUGAAAGCGAAGGAGACAAAAGGCCCUGGAGCCUGUCAGUGUUAUAUUUGAGGCCUUCUUGAUGCAGUCUGCUUUAGUUGAACACUAUUAGUCAUAAUGCCAACUGUGUACAUCCCAACGCCCGCUUGUUUAAAAGCACAACGUAUGGGGUUCAUGGACCAUUAAAAUGUUCUGUGUGAAAAUAACUGUAUUUUUAAGAAUCUGGCUCCUCCCGUUGGGCUUUUAUGGAAAUUAACUGCUCGACAUUUCACCAGCUGAAGAAAUUCAAUUUGUUAUGAAACCUCUGGACACAAACGGCUCUUUUGGUCAUUCACGAGUGCGGUAUGAAUGGUCUGCGUUCCCCAGCUGGUCUUUCAAUUCUGCAUUCGAGUGAAUAAUUAAGUGAACUGUCCAUGAAAACACAUCAUUGUUCGUUUUGGCAACUUCUCAGUGACCUUUAGGAACAAAGGGCACCGAUUCAGCAACUCCUCAGAAAUCACCAAUUAUUUUCUAAAAAGCAUGUUGUAAAAAAAAUGUGGACUUUAAAACCGUGAAACUGACUAAUUACAUUUCCCAUGACAGUU